Symbiodinium sp. CCMP2456 is the source of this 2739-nucleotide messenger RNA. Lineage: Eukaryota; Dinophyceae; Suessiales; Symbiodiniaceae. The record is from the annotation of a GenBank genome assembly.
AUGACUGUGUCUUAUGGCAUACCGGUGCCUGCAGUGCCCGACAUACUGGACCCCAUAUUGCAGCCGCCGCGCGGCCCACCGCCGCCUCAGUCUGUUAGAGUUGAACUUAGCAACGUUGUUCGGCAUACGGACCCAGCAGAUGUCACUGAUGUUGACUUCCCUGUCUUCGUUACCACUCCGGGAUACCAAGACGCUGUGUUGCAGCUCAGGAUUGGAGUUCCGUGCGACAUUGAGGAUGCCAUUGAUGUCGUGGAGCGAAGUCCACUUCUACCAGCUUUGACUUGCUGUGAUAGAAUAAUUCCCGUUAGGCCCCAACCGCUGCCAAAUUGCGCGUCCUUUGUUCGGGCUCCCGACUGGGUGUCUUAUUCAGCGCUCUCCGCUAUUGUCCUUGACUUGCGGGAUAUGGUGCCAGGCGGAGUAGGCCCUUUCGUGGCAACAUAUGUCACGCGCCCAACAAGCUUAGCGGAGCUCUGCCGCGAAGCCGGCGUGUAUGGAGCGAUGCCUGCAAAAGUUUAUGCCGGCACAGAUCAGGUUCCGCUAGCUGACGAUGAAUCAAUAAUCUUGGCUAGUGGUUGUCUCGUGACCUUCAUUGCCUCGGCCUCUGACAGAUGCCCUUUCCAGGCCAAUGACCUGCAGUUCAGGAUUACACCCCCUGAUGUUGCUGCAGCGGACUUUGUGGGAGUCAAUUAUGCCGAUGACGGUGGACCUCCCCCGGACUCCUCUUCUGACGUGGAUGACUCAAGUGAUGCCGCAGACUCGGACGCCUUGGAGGAUCUCCGACAACUCACCAGCGAGCUAGGAGAUGACAGCGACACAGACGCUGAAGAGGAGUCAGUCACCAAAUGGGUCUCUGUUGUGAUAUUUGCACCCGAGUACGCACCAGAGAUGCUGACAGUCGCGGUGCGCUUUCCCUGUACCCCGGCUGAUUUCACAGCGCAUGCCCAAGCUGCCAGGGCCAUCGAACGACGUUCUCGCUUUCCUGGCCUCCAAGCAGUGCUUCCACAGCCUGGGCGGGGUACUGGUUUCUUUGUCGCCAUGCCACAUUGGCAGCCAGACACCACCAUCGUGCACUUAGACAUUACAGCAGUUGACGGCAGAGCCUACGCAGCACAUGCACCUACAUAUGCUGAUAAAGCAACGUUAUGCAACCUGGCCGACCUUCCCGAUGCUGAUAAUAUUGCGGUUUACGUUGGAGUCAGCUCAGAGCCCCUGGAAGGCGAAUCCCUCGCUCAUAUUGUCCCAGGUUUUGCAAUCUUGUUCGUGCCUGCGCCAGACCCGCCGCCACCAGCCUGGGACUUAGCCCUACUCCUUCUUCGGAGUCGUUCAUGGAGCCCCGAGCAUCAGUGGGCUCCCCCACAGGUUCACGGUGCCUAUUGUUUGGUUCAAGGGCAAAGACACCAGCUCUUCCACACAAAUCCGCGUGAGCCCUGGACAUAUAGACAGAAUAUCGCCCACGCUACGGGCAUCUUUGACCAACACCUUCAUACCGCCCCUGCUGCACCUAGAGUCAUAGAUGCAGAGAUUGACGGCAUCCCUUGCAGAACCGCUCUUGCUGCGUUUGCACACACCGAGGAGUGGAUUCGUAGGCCAGCUCUUGCCAUCCUCGACCAGCGCCCCCUCCUUGAGGGCUGGGCUAGUUGGCCAGCAUAUAAUGGCUUACUUCUCAUCGAAGACGUAAUUGAUGAUUUACGCUUCUCAGCCCCUCUUGGCUACGAUGUGCAAAUCACUGGGGCCCAGGUCGAAGGCCCCCAUUACUUAAUCACGAGUGGGCAGACACUGGUUGCUGACUAUGUUCGCAGGCCCAUCCGCCUCGAUCUAGAACGUGCCGCCUCAAUGCAUGAAGCCGCUGUUGGCGACAGCAUCGUCAUCACAGCUCCGACGGUGCAGGCAGCUGUCACCCAGUUACAGCAAGAGAUGCCACGCAGGCUCAACCUUGUCCCUCUGACAGCGCCAGACACCUCAGUUGCCCCUGCGGGGCUGCAUGUACAGGUACUUAUAGCAGUCCCUGGCUACCUGCCCGAACUGCACGACCUGAACCUGACCCCCCCAGCCCCUGCUGAGGCCUUUAUGCAACAGGUCGCCCGACAGCGCAUACAAUGUGACCUUCGCCGCUUUCCCCACCUCACUGCGGUCUUUCCACAACCGGACCGGCGAUUUGCUGUCUUUGUUGGCGAGCCGGCGUGGCCAGCCACUCAAACCACAGUUUUUGUCGAUUCUAGAGGCGUUGAUGGGCGGCUGUUUGCGGUCCUCGCACCUGCGCGAGUAGACUUUGCUUCCGUCCUUGCCAUUGCGGACCUUCCUGCAGAUGCACCAGUUCAAGUGUACAUCACAGACGUGCCCUGGCCACUUGGGCCACAUGAUGUCAUUGCUAUUUCCACGGGUGACCUUCUCUCCAUCGUCCCUGAUGCUUCUGCUGCGCCGGUUCGGCACGAACUGAGCGUCAUGCUUACCUCGAGCGAAGGAUGGACUUCCGAUGAUGCCUUUGCGGGAGACUACGGUGACCGGGUGCUCCUCAUUACCGAUGCUGAGCCUGUCCUGUAUGAGGUUAACCGCCUCCGUACUGCGGCGUUUCGCACAGACGUCGCCGCUGCGUUAGGCCUAUCCAUCUGGACUUUCAAGCAGCACUUGCGCCUACUGCAGGAUACGAUGUUGCUGCCCUGCUGCAUAGACUACAAGCCUUUUGCCCGCAGGGCUUCCAACCAGUCGCCUUUGGCGGCGCUCCCAUUCGAAGAUUGGUAG